Magnolia sinica is the source of this 2898-nucleotide messenger RNA. RefSeq names its product mechanosensitive ion channel protein 10. Gene Ontology annotation, biological process: transmembrane transport; detection of mechanical stimulus; monoatomic anion transport. The coding region runs from base 56 to 2431 and encodes 791 amino acids. NCBI's taxonomy places the organism in Eukaryota, Viridiplantae, Streptophyta, Magnoliopsida, Magnoliales, Magnoliaceae. Gene Ontology annotation, cellular component: plasma membrane. Gene Ontology annotation, molecular function: mechanosensitive monoatomic ion channel activity. The record is from RefSeq and is a predicted model, not a curated record. The transcript has 6 exons.
CUCGAUCGUGUAAAGUCUGGUCUGGUCUUAAUCGAGUCUGUUCUAGUGUUUUUCCAUGGAUUUGAAUGGCAAAGCUUACACCAAAGGUGGGAAAGACGAUGUCGUUUUGGUAAUUUCAGAAGAAGAAGCUUCAAAGGCUAAGAAUCAGAUCAGGGAUUGCAGAGAUUCAUUAAAAGAUGCAGGAUCUUGCUCCUUUUCAAAGGAAUCGGCAUCUGCUGGCCGAAUCCUUGCGUCUCCGCUGUCUAAAGAUCCGAAGGAUUCUGUUUCUGGAUUCUCAGAUCUUGACCAUCUGAAAUCGAAAGUCUCCGUUUCUGUUUCAACGUUAGUUGGCAGCAGCCCUUCCCCUGAAACUAUGAAAUUCAGUCCGAGUCCAAACAAGCCUCCAAAGCACCCCCAAACUGAAACCCUAACCUACCGUUCACUCUCAAGAUCGAUGGUCUCAAAGCCUAAGUCGAGAUUUGCUGAAUCGCCCUAUCCAUCCGCUUUGAAACAGGUGGAAGAACAUCUCCCAACGAAAGGCUUGAGUUCACCUUACCGGAGUUCGCCAAACCGAGCUCCUCCUAUCACUCCCAAGGAAAAUCCCAAGAGCACCACGGUGACGCCACGGUCUCUUGCGGUGGAGGAAGAAGAGGAAGAGAUUUAUAAAAGUUGUGAUGUCCCUGCACGUGAGAAAUGGCGCAGGAAAUUGAAGUUUAGGGUCCUGUUCGAGUGGGUCUCACUGCUCUGUGCGAUCGCAUUGCUGAUCAUGAGCCUGACCGUUAACGAAUUGCAGAACUUCAUGAUCUGGGGUCUGGAAAUCUGGAAAUGGUGCCUGAUGGUGAUAGUGAUCUUCUGCGGCCGCUUGGUUUCCGGUUGGUUUAUAUAUGUCCUUGUUUUCUUGAUCGAACUGAAUUUCAUACUCAAGAAGAAGGUUCUGUAUUUUGUUCAUGGUUUGAAGAGAAGUGUUCAGGUCUGUAUUUGGUCGGCUUUGGUUCUCCUCAGUUGGUCUCUGCUGUUCGAUCGCGGGGUUGAGCGAUCGAAGACAACCAGCAAGGUCUUGAAUUAUGUGUCGAGGACUCUUGGUACGGUUCUGAUUGGAGCUGUUAUAUGGUUGGUGAAGACUCUGUUGGUCAAGAUCUUAGCUUCUUCAUUCCACGUCAAUACAUUCUUUGAUCGGAUUCAAGAAUCGAUUUAUCAUCAGUAUCUUCUUCAGACCCUCUCGGGGCCUCCAUCGAUGGAGUUGGCUGAGCAGGUUGGGAGGACCAAGAGUGCCCAGUUGAGUUUUAGGAGUGUGGAGAAAGGGAAGGGAGGGGAGGAACAAAAGGUGAUUGAUGUGGGGAAGCUUCAUAAGAUGAAGCAAGAGAAGGUCUCGGCAUGGACCAUGAAACGGCUGGUUAACACAAUAACGAGCUCUGGAUUGUCCACGAUUUCAUAUACGAUUGAUGAGAGCAUCGAUGAAGAUGGGGUUGAGCAGAAAGAUCAGGAGAUUACUAGCGAAUGGGAAGCGAAGGCUGCUGCUUAUGAAAUUUUCAAAAAUGUUGCCAAGCCCAAUUGCAAGUAUAUUGAUGUGGAGGACCUUAUGAGGUUCUUGAGUAAGGAGGAGGUGGCAAGUGUGCUUCCGCAAUUCGAAGGCGCUGCAGAAACUGGAAAGAUCAAGAAGUCGGCUUUGAGGAACUGGGUGGUUAAGGUCUACCUUGAACGCAAAUCGCUAGCACAUUCCCUGAAUGACACCAAAACAGCGGUGAGACAGUUGAACAAGCUAGUAACAGGGGUUGUGAUUGUCUUAAUUACAAUCAUAUGGCUGCUUUUGAUGGAGUUCGCAUCAACCAAAGUGCUCGUGUUCAUCUCAUCUCAGAUACUGGUGGUGGUUUUCAUGUUUGGAAACACCUGCAAAACCAUAUUUGAAGGCAUCAUAUUCGUAUUCGUAAUGCACCCAUUUGAUGUUGGUGACCGUUGUGUUAUCGAUGGAGUGCAGAUGGUUGUCGAAGAGAUGAAUAUUUUGACGACAAUUUUCUUGAGGUUUGACAAUGAGAAAAUAUACUAUCCAAAUGCGGUUUUGGCAACCAGACCCAUCAGCAACUUCUACCGAAGUCCAAACAUGGGUGAUUCUGUGGAGUUUGCAGUUGAUGUUUCAACUUCGAUGGAUAGUAUUGGAGCUCUCAAAGAAAGGAUAAAAAUGUACUUAGAGAGCAAACCUCAGCACUGGCAACCUAACCACAACUUGGUGGUAAAGGAGAUCGAGAAUGUGAAUAAGAUGAAGAUGAAGCUAUUGAUCAACCACACCAUGAACUUUCAGAACAUGGGUGAAAGGAAUAGCCGUAGAUCUGAUCUCAUCUUCGAGUUGAAGAAAAUAUUUGAAGAACUCUCGAUUAAAUAUCACCUUCUGCCUCAAGAAGUUCACCUCCGCUACAUUGGCUCUGCAAUGCCACCAACAUUGAACUUUGGACAGUGAUGAUCUCUCUGUGGUGCUAGAAACUCAGCUAACUCUGUUUUGGGGUGAUGGAUUUGGAUAUUAUUUGCAGUGGUGGGCCAGAGCUUUUGAAUGCUCCGAUGAGAGAAAGCAGGAGUGACAUGGGUAUCUCUUGCCUAUGAAGUGAUUUCAGACAUCUCUUCGCACAUCCAUGAUUAAUUCAGAAGCAUCAAUAUUUUUAUUGUUUUGUUCUAUGCUGGCCACCUUAAAAGCCAGGCUUGCCUGUUUUCGAGUUUUUGACAUUGAAAUUUUGGUGCCACCCACAUCAGAAUGUUGUAAGUUGUAACUCAUCUUCUUGUAUUGGGUUUUUGUUGUUAUCACACACACAAACAGGGUAGGGUUCGGGUUUCUAUACUAGGAUAUGUGCUAACUGCCAUGUAUAGUGUUGAAACUUGUAUAUGUUCUUUAACGUCUAAACCCUUAUGCCAUCUUAUUCACUCUUCUUGACC